This is a messenger RNA of Vespa crabro (European hornet), 2875 nucleotides long. RefSeq lists its product as uncharacterized. NCBI's taxonomy places the organism in Eukaryota, Metazoa, Arthropoda, Insecta, Hymenoptera, Vespidae. The record is from RefSeq and is a predicted model, not a curated record. The coding region runs from base 1636 to 2775 and encodes 379 amino acids. The transcript is spliced from 7 exons.
GCUAUAUACUUAGAUAUAUAAUAUAAUCUUUUAUUAUUAGAUUACUACAUGUGGACAUAUUAUUUUAUAUUUAUUUUUUGUUUUAUAUAUACAAUGAAUAAAAAGAAAUACGAUCAAAAUUAGUUACGAUCAUCAUACAAUUACAUUAGAUAAAUUAUAUUAUGUGUAUGAUAUAUAGAUAUAAUUAAUGAUAUUUGAUUAGUGAUAAUAAGGUCAUUAUUGCAGUAUAAAUUGCGUUCUAAACAUUGAACAAAGAAAGAAUAAAUUAAUUUUUAUGAUCUUCAAGUUCAAGGUAAACAAUCAUUCUGUCUGUCGUAUUCGUAGUAUUCAUACAAGAUGAAAUUUAUGAUUUCACAUUGAGAUAACAUUAUCGAUUAAAAAAUUUGAACGAAUCAUAAUAUUAUAAUCCUACUUUAAUAGUAGAAUAUUACUGUGUGUGUUCUAAACGAACGUUUGUUGAUAUUAUUUAUUUCAGUAUAAUUUAAAUACAGAUAAUUAUAUGUUCAAUAUAAAUAUUGAUAAAUAUAAUAUUACAUUAUAUAGUUUAUAUUACUUAUAUACUUUAUAUAAUACAAUAUUACUUUAGAUAUAUUAAACGAUGAACGUUUUAUCGUAGAUUAAAUUAGAUUAAAAAUUGGAUCAUUAAAGAUCAUUAAAAGAGUUUAAGAAAUUAAUUAUUAUGAAUCUAAUUAUUAAACUAAUUAUUAAUAUGUCAAUAUUUUGAAAUAAGGUAGUAAAAGAUUUUAUUAGUUUUAUCGUCUUUGUAAUUAUCUCUGAACUCGUAAAGAUGUCUUUCUUUUACGAAGAAAUUUUUUGAUAUAUACCUACACACAGAUAUAUGUGUGUGUGGGUAUGUAUAUAUAUAUAUAUACGAUUGUACCAAAUGCCCUAUCUUAAUUUUGUUUAUAUCAUUAUUCAAUCAAAUGUCAUUGGACAAAUUGGCAUAGAUUGAGACUGGUAGAUACUAACGUUACAGCGUGAUGACGAUGUAACAAGCCAACUAUAAUAACGAGCGUUUAAUACGAAUAAUGCGACACUUGCAAGAAGGCGAUGUAAGUCACGUCUCUGACCGAUUUAUUUCCGAGAUUAUGUGUAUAUUAUACAGAUAUAUAUAUAUAUAUAUAUAUAUAUACAUAUAUAUAUACAUAUAUAAUAUAUAAAUGUAUAAAUCGCGUAAUCUAACUUCUUACGAUCGUCAAGGGCAACGGACAAUCAAAUUUUUCAUUUGUUUUCUAUCAUAAAGAUAGUUAACGGAAUAUCGUUUUUUUAGAAUGAGUUCCUUUUGGAUUAUUAUCUAUCAGUCUCGAUUUCUCUUUGCUUGACUCGCGUCCUUUUUCUAGAAUCACAAGACAAUCGUAUAAAGAAAAAAGAAGGAGAAACGAAGAAAGCACAAGAGCAGCAUAUGAUAGCUUUUGGUUGAGGUUUCUCGUAAAUAUAACAUAUACAUACUUAGAUAAAGAGAAAGAAGACAACGUCGAAGGUCGCUCAAAGAGAAAAUACAAAGUUUAGAGUCAAGGAUAAAAAUCACCAGCCGUGGAUCACAUAAACGAAGGUAGCCAAACGGUGGUGCCCAAACACCGAAAUGCUCGUCGCAAAAAAGCGAAAAGCGUGACUAGUGAUUCCAAGGGGAGGGUCAUGACAAAUCCUUGUGGAGAAUUCCGCAAGGAUAUGCAAAAGCGUAUCGCGCCAGGAGGUCCACAAUCGGCUAUAUUACCAGCAUGUUCCAUGACUACGAUUCAAACUCAAAGUGUCCCAACAACGCCAAUGCGACCACGAUCACUUUAUACGACUCACAGUUAUCACGCUCAGACCGAGGACACUAACUUUCAACGAUACAGUGAAUUUUCCAAGUACUUCGAAACACCACCAGCGGAUCAAUGGACUGGUAUGACGGGUACAACUACUUAUUCGAAUUCGCCGGCAAUUUGGAGACAGCCAAGAAAUCUUAAAACAAUCGCAGCUCCUUAUUACGCGAAUGAGGAACCCUGUGUUUAUACGGAAAAUUGGAGAGAACAUGAAACCGAUGCGGGUUCCGGAGGUGCCAUUACAACACCACACGGUACCAUCUCCUUGAGACUCCGCAAUAGGAUUCGAGUUGAUAUGACGGUUGAUCGUGCUGUGAGAGUGAUCAAUUUUAAGAAUAAUAUCGUGCUUUCGUUAAGUUGUUCUGGAACAGCCUCUGCAUUACUACAUCCGAAUGGAAGAAUAUAUCAAUAUGGAUCGCGCGUUGAAAUUCUAGCUCAUGAUACACACGGCAAUAAUAAAUAUGCAAAGAUGUGGUACAAGGGUGUUAGUUUUACAUGUGAACAAUGUGCUCUUGUAUAUUUAGUGGAUACAGCGGGAACAAGAACGACUACUGACUCGUUUUUGGAUAUGAGUCAAGACAUUUCUUUAAGUGUUUUUUAUUCCGGCUCGCGACAUGGAUCGACGUGCUUACAAGAAGCGACUACAGUUCUCGGAGCUUCGCAAUAUUGGAUUACAGAUGAAGGUGUUGAAAAUUGGAUCAUCAAUAAUGUUAGAAUUUCUCAGACUCCAGAUGGACUUGUCAGAAUUGGACGUAAUAGCAACAAAUAUCAGUUACGAACGUCACCUAGCAAUGGAACUGCAUCCCUAACAACUCCGUUUCUACAUUGCACAGCCUCAUUGGGUCAAACAUCUCAUUUAUUUGUACGCCGAGGAGAACGGCGCAUGCAUUACGAUGGAACAAGUUUCAUUGUACGCAAUGCAGGUCACAGUGCUGGAUUUGACGAUAAUGACCAAUUAAAAGUCUAUUGAGAAGUUUGACUAUUUAUUCGAUGAGAUUAUACUUAUUAAUUAUGAAUGUAGUAUAGUCAAUAAUUAAAUAUAUUUAUCGCUUAAAAAGCUGGUCGAUAUA